Messenger RNA from Pseudomyrmex gracilis, 1575 nucleotides. RefSeq names its product protein TSSC1. The record is from RefSeq and is a predicted model, not a curated record. The transcript has 6 exons. Gene Ontology annotation, molecular function: protein binding. Gene Ontology annotation, biological process: protein ubiquitination. Bases 424 to 1563 code for a protein of 379 amino acids. Lineage: Eukaryota; Metazoa; Arthropoda; Insecta; Hymenoptera; Formicidae.
GAUCUCGGUUCAGAAAUGCCAAUCGCAUUGCUCGGUCGCGGAUCAACGCCGAUUGCUCAAUUUCACGAGUUAUGUUUUAUUCCAUGAGAUGCGCCCUCUGAUGUCGCUGAUAAAUAUAUUUAUAUCUUUAUCUAACUUUAUCGUUCGUCGAUACUCACAGCUGUUUAAUUAAGUUUGCUUAUUGCAGCAAACUUCGAGGAAGCUUGUUUUAUCGUUUUCACACCAAUAUUGAAUUUAUCUGUAAAUAAGAUUUACAUGUUUUUAUUGUUCCAGAUUUUUCACAGCUGUGUCACAUGUCACAUGUACUCUUGUCUGCUAUGUAAAGAGACUCUGUAAAAUAGUAGUUUUUUAUUUUGUCAAUUAUAUUUUUGUAAUACGUAAUAAUUUUUCUACAUAUAAUAUAAAUAAAUUCUAACAAAAUCAAUGGACAUGGAAAAUGAUAAUCCUGUCAUAUAUGGACUUGAAUUUCAAACCAGAGCACUGUCCGCCCAAACUGCCGAAACCGAUAUCGUACGAUUUCUGGUGGGAACACAGUCUUUAGAAUUUAGCAACAAUCAAGUUCACCUAGUGGAACUCAAUGAGGAAACGGGAAAUUUGAAGACUCAAGUGUUCCAGCACCAAAUAGGAGAAAUUUGGUCUCUACAAGCUUCUCCAGUCGAACCUGAUAUAUUUAUUACAUGUUACAAUAGUUUGAGCGAAGAUGGCAUCUGCCAAAUGAAAGGAGCGAUCUGGCGGUUUCCUGAGACAAACGAGUCCACCGACAUUUUACAUCUUCAGAAACUGGCAGACAUUGACACAAUCCCGUACGGCGCUGAUCUCAAGACCAUCGCCUACCAUCCUACGGACAGUAAGAAAGUGUGCUCCGUUGUAGAUAAUAAUUUUGUUUUGUGGGAUCUGGCGAGCGAAACACCAAAGGUUGCGGUAUCGGGUACCUUGACGGGCAAGGGUCAGCCGCGAUUCACGAACGGCAAAUGGAAUCCUCACAACGGCGCCAAUCAGUUCGUAACACUGAACGAGAACAAUGUACGCGGAUGGGACUUCAGAAGUCCAGCGAGCGAAGCGUGGUCUAUUUUAUCCGCGCAUUCGCAAAUUAUCAGGGAUUUAGAUUUCAAUGCAAAUCGCCAAUAUUUUUUGUCCACCUGCGGUGACGACGGAUACAUGAAGUUCUGGGAUAUUCGAUUGCCCACAGAACCGGUGUUGUCGCGCAUGGAACACUCGCACUGGGUGUGGAACAUAAGGAUCAACCGUUUUCACGAUCAGCUAGUUUUAACGUCUAGCAGCGAUUCCCGAGUGAUACUGUGCAAUAUCGCGUCCAUCUCGUCUGAACCAUUCGGACACAUAGUGUCGGCCGAAGACGAAUCUUCGCAAAACGAAGAAUCCUGCAGUAAAAAAAAAUUGGAAGACAGUCUUAUAGGCAGGUACGAAGAGCACGAAGAUAGCGUAUACGCGGUAGAAUGGUCAUCUGCUGAUCCCUGGACAUUCGCAUCUCUCAGUUACGACGGUAAAUUAGUUCUGAACAAGGUGCCGCGUAAGCACAAGUUCCAAAUUAUGAACCUUUUAUAAACUUAUCAUUCU